Molecule: messenger RNA, 1209 nt
Organism: Chenopodium quinoa (quinoa)
Lineage: Eukaryota; Viridiplantae; Streptophyta; Magnoliopsida; Caryophyllales; Amaranthaceae
Exons: 2
Coding region: 1-1209 (402 amino acids)
Molecular function (GO): zinc ion binding; nucleic acid binding
Source: RefSeq, a predicted model, not a curated record
AUGGCUUACACAGAGGAAAAGGAAUUCGGGAGUACAUCCAUUCAAAGGCCUCCAUACUUCAACGGCAAAUAUUAUCCUUAUUGGAAGGAUAAGAUGGAAAUCUUUAUCCAAGCAAAGAACUAUCAGGUAUGGCGGAUUAUACAAGUAGGAGAUUACGAAAUUACGAAAACGAAUGCUAACAAUGAGGUAAUCCCUAAACCUAUGGAUGAAUAUGAAAAAACUGAUUUCGAAAAACUAGAAAUGAAUGCUACUUCCAAAAAGUUUCUAAUUUGGGGACUUGGACCCGAUGAACAUACUCGUGUCAAAGGGUGCAAAUCCGCAAAGGAAAUUUGGGAUCUUCUGGAAGUUACACAUGAAGGAACGUCAGAUGUUAAACGUUCCAAAAUAGACAUUCUUUUGUCUCAGUAUGAGCGCUUUGAAAUGGGAAACAAAGAAUCCAUUAAAGACAUGUUUACUCGAUUUAAAAGUAUUACUAACGAACUAACGUGUCUUGGUAAGAUAAUUCCUAUAGAUGAGCAGGUCAGAAAGGUCUUAAGAAGUCUUCCAGACAAUGACAGAUGGAGAGCAAAGGUUGCAGCUGUGCAGGAAUCAAAAGACUUCACCAAGUUCAAUCUGGAACAGCUUGCGGGUUCCCUCAUUACCCACGAGAUCCAGUCGAACAAUCAGACUCAGGAGACUGUCAAAAGUCAAGGGCUAUCACUAAGAGCUAAUGAAGAAUCCGAAGAGAAGUCUGACAUUGAUGAAGAAGAAGCUGCAAUGUUGGUGAGAAUGCUGAAAAAAUUCUACCGUAACAACAAGUUUUUAGACAAGAAGAAAGGAUACAGUAAAAGAAAUCAGGAAUCCAAAGCCAAGUCUUCUUGUCACAAAUGUGGAAGCACCAACCACUUCAUCAAAAAGUGUCCAUUAUGGGAAUCUGAGAAAGCAAGCACGGGUGUUCCCAAGUGGGUAAAGGAAGCUCAGACAAAAAGAACAGAAGGUCUAGGCUAUGUCCAUAAGAAGAAGUCUACUGGAAAGAAAAAGAAGUAUGUGGAUUUGCCUAGUGAGACUGUUUGUUCAUUUUGUGGUAAACAAGAACAUCGCAGUGAAGAAUGUACUAAGAAAGCAAAACAGUACAAUAAGAAUGUGAACUAUGUUUGGCAGAAGAAAUCUGAUUCAAAUGUGUCAACACAGGAACCCAUGAAUGAAAGGGUUCCUGCUACUAACCCUUAA